AUGGCGACCGUCCCCCCCAAAGUUCGCGUCGGUGUUGGCGUUUUCAUUCUUGCAACGUCAAAUGAGCCCGCCGAUAAUCCUCGCUUCCUCGUCGGCAAGCGCCUGAGAGCUCACGGCGAAGGGACCUGGGCGCUGCCGGGUGGUCAUUUGGAGUUUGGCGAGUCGAUCGAGGAAUGCGGCGUCCGCGAAGUCGACGAGGAAACCAGCCUCAAAGUCAAGAAUCCGCGAUACCUCACGUGCACCAACGACAUCAUGCUGGCAGACAACAAGCAUUACAUCACCUGCUUUGUGGUGUACGAGCGUGCCAACGAGACCCAGGAAGCUCAGCUGUGCGAACCAGACAAAGGCGAGGCUUGGGAAUGGUGGACUUGGUAG
Molecule: messenger RNA, 375 nt
Organism: Dichotomopilus funicola
Lineage: Eukaryota; Fungi; Ascomycota; Sordariomycetes; Sordariales; Chaetomiaceae
Product: NUDIX hydrolase domain-like protein
Exons: 1
Coding region: 1-375 (124 amino acids)
Biological process (GO): dGTP catabolic process
Cellular component (GO): cytosol
Molecular function (GO): 8-oxo-7,8-dihydrodeoxyguanosine triphosphate pyrophosphatase activity
Source: RefSeq, a predicted model, not a curated record